AUGUCCUCUGCGCAGGUUGUUAACGUUACCCUUCCAGCUCUGUCUGGCUGGAGUGCCGACAAGGACUUCAAUGCUGUUGGCAAGCUCUCUGCCUCCACUCAGAGAAAUCUGGAGCCUGUUGGUCCUCACUUCUUGGCUCACGCUCGCAGAAAGCGUCACCAGCGCACCUUCUCCGAGGACGAGCGUAUCCAGGCCCAGCAGAACGUCAAGAAGACUGAGGAUGAUGAGGAUGAUGAUAUCUCCGAGGCUGAGGACGCCAUGAUGCUGUCCCGGGACGCCAAGGACUGGAAGAGUCAAGAUCACUACGCCGUUCUUGGUCUGAGCAAGUACCGCUGGCGCGCAACCCCCGAGCAGAUCAAGCGUGCUCACCGCAAGAAGGUCCUUCGUCACCAUCCUGAUAAGAAGGCCGCCCUGGGCGACCGUGACGAGAACGACAACUUCUUCAAGUGCAUCCAGAAGGCUACCGAGCUGCUGACCGACCCCGUUAAGCGUCGCCAGUUCGAUUCCGUCGACGAGGCUGCCGAGGUCGAACCUCCUACCAAGAAGGAGGCUUCCAAGGGCAAUUUCUUCAAGCUCUGGCGCCCCGUCUUCGUCGCGGAGUCUCGUUUCUCUAAGAUCCAGCCUGUUCCCCAACUAGGUGAUGAAAACAGCACCUUUGAGGAGGUUGAUUCCUUCUACAACUUCUGGUACACCUUUGACAGCUGGCGUACUUUCGAGUACCUGGAUGAGGAUGUCCCCGAUGACAACGAGAACCGUGACCAGAAGCGCCACGUGGAGAAGAAGAACGCCAACGCUCGCCGCAAGCGCAAGACCGAGGAUACUGCCCGUCUGCGCCACCUCGUCGACGACUGCGCCGCCCAGGACGAGCGUAUCAAGAACUUCCGCAAGGCCGCUCGUGCCGGCAAGGACAAGAAGCGUCUGGAGAAGGAGGCGGAAGCCAAGCGUCUGGCUGACGAGAAGGAGAAGGCCCGCCAGGAGGAGGAGCAGCGCAAGAAGGACGCUGAGGAAGCCGCCAAGGCUGAGCGUGAGAAGUCGAAGAAGGCCAAGGAGGCCGCCAAAAACGCCGCCAAGAAGAACAAGCGUGUGCUCAAGGGUUCCGUCAAGGAUGUCAACUACUUUGCCGAGUCUGGAGAGCCCUCUGCUGCUCAGGUCGACUCUGUCCUUACCGAUGUUGACUUUGUUAUCAGCAAGAUCGACAGCGAGGAGCUUGCCGCCUUGGCUGAGCGACUCACUGGUGCGGGUAAGGAUGCAGCCGCCGUGAAAGGGGUCUAUGUGGAGGAGGUGAAGAGACUGGUUGGAGCCGGCAAGGCCAAGGAGGGCGAGGCCAAAUUCUUCGCCUAG
Aspergillus ochraceoroseus IBT 24754 is the source of this 1341-nucleotide messenger RNA. RefSeq names its product putative ribosome associated DnaJ chaperone Zuotin. Gene Ontology annotation, molecular function: ribosome binding; Hsp70 protein binding. Gene Ontology annotation, biological process: regulation of translational fidelity; 'de novo' cotranslational protein folding. The record is from RefSeq and is a predicted model, not a curated record. NCBI's taxonomy places the organism in Eukaryota, Fungi, Ascomycota, Eurotiomycetes, Eurotiales, Aspergillaceae. Gene Ontology annotation, cellular component: cytosol. The transcript has 3 exons. The coding region runs from base 1 to 1341 and encodes 446 amino acids.